Messenger RNA from Drosophila takahashii, 819 nucleotides. It is a transcript of the gene Reepl1, whose product is annotated as Receptor accessory protein like 1. Lineage: Eukaryota; Metazoa; Arthropoda; Insecta; Diptera; Drosophilidae. The record is from RefSeq and is a predicted model, not a curated record.
AUAACUUCAUUUUCCACAAAAUCCAAAAUUAGAAAGUACCCCAAAAUUAAAAACAAUGCUUUAUGCGAACAUAGUACGUCUGCUUACCCUCCUCGUGGGCUGCUUUUAUCCCGCAUUCGCGUCCUACAAGAUCCUUAACGGUCAGAAGAGCAACGAGGGGGAACUCCGUCUCUGGAUGUCCUACUGGAUCGUCUAUGGGGUCUUUGUGGUCUUCGAUUUUCUGACAGCGAGUCUAGUGGCAUUCAUUCCGUUUCUGAACGAGAUCAAGCUGCUCUUCCUGCUCUGGCUGCUGCCCACUGUGGGCGGCGGCAAUGAGGUGAUCUACGAGGAGCUCCUGCGAUCGUUCUUCAGCCACAACGAGUUCUCCUUCGACCAGGUCCUAACCCAUGUCGCUUUGGCGACCGGUGAUCUAGUGGGUCAACUGGUGAGCUCUGCCCUGGGCCAGCUGAUGGCCGUGGCGGAUAGCUGCAUCCUGUCCCGUGGGCAUCGUCCUGCCCUGCAGAUCACGCCCAGCAUCGAGGAUCUCGUCAACGAUGCGAUAGCCAAGAGGCAGUUGAAGGAGAAGCGCAAGCAGAUGGCCAGCCUAUCUGAUACCAUCGACGAGGUCCUGGGAGACAAGACCUUGUCCAGCUUGGAUGUCCUGAACGAAUCCGAAUCGGAUCUGCUGGUCCUCAAGGAUCACAGCUUGAGGCCAAAGCCCCAAACGCCGCCGAAGCCCAUGCGUCAGCCAUCCCUUAGCGACGAGGAAAUGGAUCUUAAACCGGUCUUGUUUGAAAAUCAAGAGAAGCUUUCAGCCGCUGUGCCUUAAAUAUCCCAGAA